AGCGGCGGGGCGUGACAUUUUUGCCAGUCUUCUCCAAGGUAACGACGGAACGCUCCGAGUCUGUGUGCGGCUGCUCACAACUGUUUCCAUAGUAACGGGUCGACGCUACGUUCCACGGAGGCUGGUGAGGCCCAAGAUACCUAGAUUGUGAUUAGUGAUCGGCAAUGGAUAGAUACAAGGUGCUGGAGGAAUGGCCGCCUGGAGCAUUUGGGGUGACCUGUCUUGUGGAAGAGCCAGUGUCACAAAGGAAAUUUGCUGUUAAAAAGGUGGAAUGUCUAGAUGAGCAGGAAGGCAAUCUUGCCCUAGAAGAGACUCUGUCACUCCUGGAGCUUCAACACCCCAAUAUCUGGCCAUAUAAAGAGUUUUUCAUGGUCUGGGAUAAUAAGAGCUCCUCGCUGUUUUUUUGUAUGGUGAUGGAUUACUGUGGUCAGGAUAAUCUAGCUGAUAUUGUGCAUCUGAACAGGCGACAGCAAAAAAAAAUUAAGGACAACAUUCUUCAGUGUUUGCUUGCUCAGGUCCUUGAUGCUCUCAUUUACAUUCACAAAAAGGCUUUACCCCACAGAAACCUCAAACCCAGCAACAUCUUUGCAAAAAACAAGGACACGUUUGUGAUAAGUGAUUUUCUUCCGGAAACGUUGGUGACAGAUGAAGCAAAGGUGAAGAUAAGAAUGGAUCCUGAGCAGAAGGUUUUCAUGGCCCCGGAAUCUGUCCAUUGUAUAUACAGUGAGAAGUCGGAUGUUUGGUCUUUGGGAUGCAUUUUGUUGGACUUGAUGACGACUUCUGUCCAAUCUGAUCGAGACAUUACUGAUCUGCUACAGAUGGUCAAGGUGAACUCGUCAUGCCUGGGCACAGUUUUUGAGACACUUCAGGGGUUAGCUGGUUACCCAGAAGAUCUUUGCUGCCUGUUGCAAAACAUGCUAAAAAAUAACCCUGAAGAGAGAUCAUCAACUAAAGAUUUGGUGAAUGAACCCUACAUCAAGAAAUGCUUGGCUCUGGUUGGCUCUCCGUUGUCUGGAGUGAAGAAGACACUGCCCCCUUCUAUUUUAGAUCAGCUUGAAGAAAACAACGUAGAGAGCACCCUAAAAUUCAUGCAAAAUUAUGUGGAGUUUGAAGAGGCCCAAUUAUCAGCACUAAGCGUGUUGGCCAGAUAUACCAAGGGUGGGCCUCAGGGGGAGAUGGUACAGCUAGUCUCACAAGUGAUAACGACACACCGAGAUUCUUACCAUGUGCAGUUAGAAGGCAGCAGAAUCCUCCAUCAUCUCAUUUCACAAGGGAUGGAACAAGGAGACAUCGAGGGAUAUUUGACCAGUGACCAUUUUAUCAAUAUGCUGGUGGAGACAGCAAGUCUUUACUCCCAUGAUGAACAGCUACUGUCUAAAAUUCUCAGUCUGAUGACAAUGCUUACAGUCAGUGAGAUGGCAGCAGAGAUGUUGGCAAGAGUGGGAUUCCUUCCAGAUCUGAUAAAGAUUACAGAACACUCGCUGGAAAACAGGGAGCUGUGUGUGUCCUGCUGUGCCCUGUUCUGGAGUCUGGCUAUGACUGAGAUGGCAUCAGAUGAUGGCAUGAAAAAAGCAGUGCCACUAAUCACAGCACUAAUUCAGAAACAUCCCAGCGAUGGACAGUUGGUAGAAUCGGCAAGCCCAGCCCUGUGGAUUCUGUGCCUGAAAGGUCACGUGAUGGAGGAUCAACUUGAAUCUGUUACACUAUUGCUCCUGGAGUGCCUACAGAUACACAUGGAGCGCCCUAUUCUCGCCAAAAAUGUUUGCUUGGCAUUGACAGGUCUAGUGAUAAACUCAGAACUGGCUGCUUAUCGUGUUCUGGUGCCUCUAUCUGGGAAAAAUGGUCUCUCUCUGAUUAAGGAGCUCUAUCUACACUACUCUGAUGACCCAGAAAUUGUAGAGAAUAUCUGUCAACUCUUUAACCAGAUCGCUAAUUACGGAAGCACACACUCCGAGUUAUGCUCACAACACAUGAAGGAACUGCUGAUGGAAAUUAAAGAUCAGUACGAGUCUGUGGAGGAGAUUGUAACACUGGUGGAAUCAACACUUUCCAAGAUGGAGAAAACACUUACUUAAAGCAUACAACCAGCUACUUUAUGUGCAAAAUAUCCGAAUUUUUUUUAAUAUGAUUUUUUUUUUAUGGGCUUGGUUGUACCCAAGAAGUGACAUUUUGUGAGGAUGUCUACUCUACUAUUAAAGCCCAACUCCAGCCAAUUAUUUUUGUUUAGUUUUGUAUAAAAGUAGAGAAAAGGGAGAGGCUCAGUCUGGUUUUUGUCUGUCUUGCCUCUUGGGAGGGUUUUUCUUUAAAGAAAACUAUGGGAAAUCUCUUCAGUGGGAUUAUAGAUUACAACACAACAAUUUUUUUUUUUCUGUAAAAUGUAGAACAGUUUUACAAUUUACUACUGUCCUUGUUUUCCUUUCCCAAGGGCAAUUACUCGCCUCCUUUCUAGUCAUUCUGUCCUGCAAAAGGAUGACAAUCUCAGAGUCAUCAGUUAGUAAAACAUUUUUAUUUCACAUAAUACAAUAGAAACAGUUAUCAGCUUCUUUAAAAGGCACAACAUCCACCUUCAGUUAUUAAAAAUAUUUUCGCCAAGCUGUUCCCCCCCC
Molecule: messenger RNA, 2606 nt
Organism: Rana temporaria (common frog)
Lineage: Eukaryota; Metazoa; Chordata; Amphibia; Anura; Ranidae
Gene: STKLD1
Product: serine/threonine kinase like domain containing 1
Exons: 19
Coding region: 165-2075 (636 amino acids)
Biological process (GO): protein phosphorylation
Molecular function (GO): protein serine/threonine kinase activity; ATP binding
Source: RefSeq, a predicted model, not a curated record